GUCAAACCUUCUGGCUAAAUCAGAGACUUUCGCUUUUAUUUAUAGUUUUCUUUUUAUUUUUCAAAGUGCACAUCACAUUUUUGAUCGAUCUCUCCGCGAUUCAACUUGGAGCGAAAUUCCCAAUUCUUGUGUCCAGAACCCUAAAUUGAAUAUGGUUUGUAUAUUUUGUUUGGUGCCGCUGUUCCUCGUCCCGCUCAUCAAUCUACUUCCUCGGAUCAUCGAUUUCUUAAUGGCCAAAGUGUAUGCUUGGCUCGGAUGGGAGUACAGGAAGCCAGCGAGAGUUCCUCCAGCUUGUCCUUUCAAGCCCAACGACAACAACUCCACCAAAGCGGCUGCAGAAGCUGGAGCUGGAAGCACAGAAGCAACGAUAGUUAAACCCGUCGUCGUCGCGGAGGAGAGUGGUGGUGUUAAGCAGGAUUGAAGACUGACUCCACCUUUUUAAUAAAAGCUUUUGAUAUUCUGUGGAUAAAAUAGAAUGAAAGAACCUUUGUGAAAAGAUUACACAACUCUUGUUUCUUGUUAUAAUAACAACACCCCCUUCGUUUUC
Messenger RNA from Raphanus sativus (radish), 547 nucleotides. RefSeq lists its product as uncharacterized. Bases 152 to 421 code for a protein of 89 amino acids. The record is from RefSeq and is a predicted model, not a curated record. The transcript is spliced from 4 exons. NCBI's taxonomy places the organism in Eukaryota, Viridiplantae, Streptophyta, Magnoliopsida, Brassicales, Brassicaceae.